This is a messenger RNA of Toxorhynchites rutilus septentrionalis, 1841 nucleotides long. RefSeq lists its product as uncharacterized. NCBI's taxonomy places the organism in Eukaryota, Metazoa, Arthropoda, Insecta, Diptera, Culicidae. Bases 402 to 707 code for a protein of 101 amino acids. The record is from RefSeq and is a predicted model, not a curated record. The transcript is spliced from 8 exons.
AGAGCACUCAACGAUCCAAAUUCUUUUGCACAAUUCCACCAGAGCAACACCUUAUUGGAAUUUUUUCCUCUUUCCUUAUUUUCGCUACAAAUAGCAAAAUACAAACACAAGCAUUCCGAUUGACGGCACGAAACCACAGCACGCGACCGAUGCGUUCGAGUUCUCGUCGUAAAAUGACGGCAUUCACGUUUGUCGGCUACUGUGGCUCCACGGGUUCGAGUUUGAUGUGAGGGGGAUGAUUAUUUACCUUACCCAGUUUAAAAUCUAUUCGAGCGGUUAUAAGCACGGUGUCGGUCGAGUGACGAAAAGUGCUACAAGAGUACUGGAAUUUUACCCCGCCUUGCCUCCCGCAGGCAGCACUGCCCUAAGUUUCAGCUAUAAUCACAAUAAAACUACACGAAAUGAGCGAAUCGCCAUCACUGCAGUCUAUUUUCUCCUCAUUGAACUGUCAAUACUCAAAACAACAGUUGGUGUACAAAGAAACGAAUUUCAUUUGCUUGAUCAAAGUACUGACUGGCACAGUUUGCGAACAGGACAGGUUAUUUUCGUAUUGGUUCCAUCUCCCCCAGAUCAGCAGACAUCAUAGUAAAUACGUAAAUACAGCAUCAGCAGGCAAUCAUCCAGAGUGCAGUCGGUUGCCGGAUAAUCUAUUAAUACAGGUUAUUUUCACGAAUCGCCCUCAGUCGGCCCGCAUCAGCGAUAGUUGAUACAGGUUGUUUUUUAAAUCUCCAUCAAUGGCCCGAGUAUUGGCGGAUGUUAUAGAUAAUACAGAUUUCAAACAGCUUGGCGUCCUACAGGUAGAUGAACAGGAAAGGCUAUGGAAUGAUUGAAUCAGGAUUGUUUUGCCUUCGUUGGCUGAAAAAAUCGUAUUUCGACAAACCGAUUUUUCUUCCUGGCUACGGACAUAUCUGGCAGUACCCUUCCAUUGGAGUGAUAAUUAGAAAGGGAAGUUAUAAUCCUAGCUCAAUAAUUCCUACUGGUUCCAAAUCAUGGAAUUGCCAAGUAAUAAGUGCACACUAUUUUUUUUUAAUUGAUAACCAUUUUAAUCUUCAGAUAAUUAAAAAUCAGCUCUUAUAAAUUACCGACCAACGGCAACCGUAGAUAUCACUAGAAACUGAGUCCAAUAAGUCAUGAAAAAAUAAUGAUAAUAAAACAUUAUCACGUCAAUUGUUCAAAAUUAUUUUGAAUAAUUUUUUUUCAUAGAAUAAUUUAUACAAUAUGAAAAAUGAAAAAUAAAAUUGUGGCUUUUAAAAUAGAAAAAAAAAUUAAUUGAUUUGUUGUUUUUCAAAUUCCAGAAAUAUAGCUGUUAUUCAAAAUAGAUUUAAAAAAAUAUUUCCGAAGACAUAGAUGCAAAGAAAUAAAUUAAAUAUAUGAUAGCAUUACUUUAUAAAGUUUAACUUCUAUAUUUAAUUUUAUUAUAUUUAAUAUUUAAUUAAAACGAUAGAUUUAUUUUUGAGAUUUUUGGGGUUCAAAAAUGUUAUCAAUCAAUAAUUUAUAAUUUGUAGUAUACAAAAAAAUAUUCCCGAAGGCAGAUAAAUAUACAAUGAAAUAGAAUAGGAAUAGGAAUUACUAAAAAAAUUUGUACUAAAUGAAGGAAAAAAAAGGAUUAUAUAUAGCGUAUUAAUAUAUAGAAGUGGACUAUAAAUGCACAGAGAGAGGAAUGAAAUAUUUAAAUUAUUAUUAUUGUAUACUACACAUAUUUUAACAAAAAAAAGUUACACAUGUAUAUAUAGAAGAACACUAUAAAACUAUGUAAAUAAUCGAUGAAUUGAUAAUUGUAUUACAAAUUGAAUUUAAUUAUGAAAUUGCUUUCUCGAGAAAUAAAUCAUAUAUAUUUAUCA